Molecule: messenger RNA, 1362 nt
Organism: Protopterus annectens (West African lungfish)
Lineage: Eukaryota; Metazoa; Chordata; Ceratodontiformes; Protopteridae
Product: monocyte chemotactic protein 1B-like
Exons: 3
Coding region: 66-356 (96 amino acids)
Biological process (GO): neutrophil chemotaxis; monocyte chemotaxis; chemokine-mediated signaling pathway
Cellular component (GO): extracellular region
Molecular function (GO): CCR chemokine receptor binding; chemokine activity
Source: RefSeq, a predicted model, not a curated record
UUCUACAUUUUUACAAACCCAAGAAAGUGGAGCAGAUAAGCCAAGCAAGGGACACUUUUGCAAUAAUGCUGUGUUGGAAGUCAGCAGUAAUCACAGUGAUGCUUCUCACUGCAUGCCUUCAUUAUAGCAAUGCAGUUCCCAGUGCUGUAGAAGAAGCAAGUACCUGCUGCUAUACAUUUGCAGGAAAACCCGUUUCUAUCAAAAGACUGAAGGGCUUUUACUGGACAAGCAGCACAUGUUCCAAAAAAGCAGUUGUGCUCAUCACCAUGAAAAACAAAGAGAUAUGCACCAACCCAGAGUUUCCCUGGGUUAAGACAAUAAUGAAGACAAUAACUCAAAAAAAGAAUCAGCACUGAGAAGAAAACUAAUCCUGUGCAUUGCCUAAAGUCUUGAAAACAAAACUGUGCAUUCAUUAACUGUGCAAGAUUUAAACUGAACACUGUGAACGCAUAUGCAAGAGAUCACCUAAAAAUAGUUGCUUGUGUUUUAUCUAGUGCAUAAUGAAAUGUGUUUGCCAAAAGUGAGUUUACAGUAAUCUAUAUUAGAUGCAAUAAAAUUAUUUGCUUUUAUGCAUACACUUCAUUAUGUCAAAAUUAUUUAAUAUUAAGUAUUUUAAACAGUGCUGUAAAACUGUAAUGUUUUCUAUUUUUGCUGUUAUACUUCAGUUCUGUCAUUAAAGAUGGUCAGCAGUCACAACUGUUCAAAACAAUUAUGAGUAAUAGUGUGGCUUCUGGGUUUCUUCAUAUCAGCUUAAGAAAGUAUCACUUCUCUUUUUGACUUGUAGUGUUUUGUUCAUGAAACUGGAAAAGUACACAUUUUAUUAGAAAUUUGAAAUGUGUUGAGGUAGAAACAUGCAGUACCACUAUUUGAAUCUAUGUGGUGCACUUCUGUGUAAUAAAAUAUUUGCUUUUCCUGCUUCAUUGUUUGACUGUGCAGUGCUUUUAUUUUGUGACUGUUUUUAGUGGAGCAGGUUUCUAUAUUUACUUUCAGAGAGGAGUCGAGACAUGGUCAAAUUAUACUACAGAUAGACUGAUUUAAGCUUCUAUCUGUAGUAAAUACCGUUGUGAGCAAAAUCAUUGAUUUUUUUUGGCAGGAUUAUGUGAAAAAAGUGAAGCACAGUGGCAGAGGCCCAGAGACACACUUUUGUUAUGGAAAGUGUUUAAAGUGUGUUAGUCAAGCUGUGAAAUAAAUGUAAGUAGCAAACCUUUGGAGUUUGAUAUGACCUCCUUACCAUGUACAAUACGAACAUAUGUAGUUUUUGAUGCACAGGUAUGUUGUUUGUACAUUUUGUUUUGUUGAUAAGGAUGGCCUCCUCGUUAUUUUUUCUUAUAGUUGAAAAUCCCCACCAUAAUGGUUGGACCA